UAUAUGUAGAUUUAGCCAAAACAUUGGAUGACGGUAUUAAAUUUUAUGAAUCGGACAAUGGCGUUAUUUUGACGGAGGGCGAUGCUGAUGGUUAUUUGAAACCGAACUACUUUAUCAAAGUCAUCAGAAUUCCAUGUGGUGAGCAAUUGCAUCCAUAAAGCAUGGCUCUCGUCGACCAGCAAGGUGCGGCGUCACCAAAGAGGAGGGACAACAGAGGGACGAAGAAACCCAUUGAUAACGACGCCACUGACCCUCUGAAGAUACACGUUUCAGGCUACCCUCCGUACGCACGGAUAGAUGAUCUCAAAGAAGCCUUCUCGGACUACAAAGUGAAACAUAUAAAGCCCAUGAAAAAUUUUGCCAUAAUAACAAUGGCGGACGCUAAGAGCUCACAGGACGCUAUCGCUAACUCAGAUAAAAUAUGUGUGUACGGAGAGUUUCUUACCGUCAGACUCUUCUCAGAGCAAGAUUUGCUGCGCAAUAAGAGGGUGUUUGUCAAAAGCAAAGAGAAAAAUGUUAUAAUCGAUCCAUCAAAGAUCGAGCUCUCCGGAGACUUCCUGCAGCAGCUGGACCAGGUGCUGGCUGCUGUACGCUUGACCAAGGAGGAGGUUACCAAGAUAUCCAAGUUAUAUCAAGACCUGCAAACUGUUCUUAGUGGAAUAUGGCCAGGAUGUCACGCAUACCCCUUCGGCUCGAUAACCACGGGGCUGGGCAUCAAGACGAGCGACGCGGACUGCUUCGUGGAGCUGCCCGCGCAGUUCCAGCACGCCAGCAUGAACCACGUGAACAAGGCCAAGCGGCUGCUGCAGCAGUACCCCAAGAUAUUCACUGAGAUAUAUUCCAUACCGAACGCGCACACCCCCAUCGUGAAAUUCUUCUACACGCCCACGGAAACCAACUGCGACGUGUCCUUCAAGACGCUCCUCGGUGUUCGGAACAGCAAGCUCAUAGCGUUCCUCCUCCACGCGGACCCCAGGUUGAUACCGAUCGCUGUGCUCGUCAAAUACUGGGCCAAAGUUCACGGGUUCUCCGGCAGCGGGCGGCUCACCAACUACGCCCUCACCAUGCUCCUGAUCUUCUACCUCCAACAGAAACAGUUCGGCAAGUUCUUCGUCAUCAUGAUCAAGGGCUGGUUCUUCGUGCUCAUGCGGCCUUUCCUUAAGGCGAAGAAGGGCGAAGCGCCGGCCGCCGAUCCCGCCCCGGAUGCCUCCAUCGAAGAUCCAGCCGAUUUAACCAACGGGCUGCUCGAACACGGCGAAUUGAACAGUUCAGCAUUGGACUCCGCCAGCCCGGCCGCAACCGCCGCAACCGCCGCUACCGCCGCAACCGCCGCCACCGCCGCCACCGCCGCGCCCUGA
Molecule: messenger RNA, 1358 nt
Organism: Zerene cesonia (dogface butterfly)
Lineage: Eukaryota; Metazoa; Arthropoda; Insecta; Lepidoptera; Pieridae
Product: terminal uridylyltransferase 7-like
Exons: 6
Coding region: 162-1358 (398 amino acids)
Biological process (GO): RNA 3'-end processing
Molecular function (GO): RNA binding; nucleotidyltransferase activity
Source: RefSeq, a predicted model, not a curated record